Fusarium venenatum is the source of this 303-nucleotide messenger RNA. RefSeq lists its product as uncharacterized. NCBI's taxonomy places the organism in Eukaryota, Fungi, Ascomycota, Sordariomycetes, Hypocreales, Nectriaceae. The record is from RefSeq and is a predicted model, not a curated record.
AUGACUUCAGAGAACAAUAACAUCAAGAAGGAAACCUUCAAGACGCAGCUCGAUAAGGCUGCGGACAACACUCGCGAGAUGGAGAACCAGAAGCCUAACCCCAUUGUCGAGAAGAUCACAGAAUAUAUCCCUGCGGCCGCCAAGGUCUUGCCCACUGGCCAAAGCCCUCCAAAGGAAGAAGACAAACCCCCAGGACCUCCCGAACGACCGCAUCACGAUCACAAGAUUGAGGAUUUUGUGAGGGACCAGCACAGAAGUCAAGGCAUUGAAAGUGUUUUGGGGCAUGCUUCCAAUGACGAGUAA